Solenopsis invicta (red fire ant) is the source of this 963-nucleotide messenger RNA. Its product is annotated as UPF0184 protein C9orf16 homolog. Bases 215 to 577 code for a protein of 120 amino acids. Lineage: Eukaryota; Metazoa; Arthropoda; Insecta; Hymenoptera; Formicidae. The transcript is spliced from 2 exons. The record is from RefSeq and is a predicted model, not a curated record.
AAAAGAAGAGAAAAGAUGAACCGUGCGGAAAAUACAUACUCAAAAUGAACAGACACUUUGUAUCGAUCGUCGAUGAAUAACUCGUCUACUCGUCCAAUUCAACAGUUUUUCAUCGUCAUUACGUCACGGAACCAUGUGACUCUUUUUGCUCGUAAUGUAGCUACUUUAGCUGUGUAGAGUCAGCUGAUUCCGGUUGCUUCUCAGAUUUUCUCAGAUGCAAGUGGAAGAACAAGGCAUGGUGAGAGACGAGUAUCCAGCACCAGAAGAAGUGAAAAAGGAAGAAGACGUGGAGGAAACGGUGCAAAUGGAGGAAACUAAUCAUAGCGACACUGACGAGGAACAUCCGGAUGACAUUCGCGAAUAUCUCGAGGACGAGGCGGAUUCCGAGGAAGAUGUAUAUAUGUUAGGUAUGAAGAUAUUAGCAGAUGAGCUGGACCAUUUGCAAACUGCUUUGGAUCAUUUAGAAAGGAAGAACGAUGAUAUACAUGCACAGCUGAUGGAGUUGCUGCAAUCUAAUCGUGAAGCUAGGAAACAGUUUCAGGAAUCGCUACAAGUUGAAGAGCAACAAUCAAAAUGAUGAUCAUUUUGUACUUAGAAAACCAUAUUAUUUGUUAAUUUGUGAUCCUAAGGAUAUCCAAGUAUUAUUAUCUCUAAUAUUGUGAAUCAUUUGUUUCAUGUAUCUAUAAGAACAAAGGACAUUUAUUACAAUACAAUCUGUACUGAUCGAUCGAAUCAUAUUUGUCAGUGAUCAGGCAUAAAAACUUCGAUAGCAUUCCUGGUAAAAAGAAUAAAAUGUUAAUUUCUCGUGUAAUUAUGUACAUAUACAUGUAUAUAUACAUACAUUUGAAAAUAUUAAUGCAUUUUUAUUUAUUAAUAUGUUCCGGUGUUAAUUAAACUGCAAUUGUAAAAGCUUUUAAAUGUUAUGUUUUAUGUUAUGCAAAAAAUAUACUACUUUUUAUUAAA